CAAUAGUACUUCGUCAGUGUUGAUGAUAUCGCCGAACACGUGAUCUACGAUUUCGCGUUUUCGUGAAUAAUGGAAACUGUUCGACCAUGCGGCUGCAAAGGGAUACGCUCUUGUUUAAUUUGCGAAGCCGAAUACAAAAUAUCAAAAUUGGAUCUGAAGAACGAGUUACAGAAAAGCACAAGUUAUGUUUAUUGUCCAUACUGUGACAAAUUAUCACCUGGAUGGGAUAUAAAUGAGUAUAAAAAACAUCCUCAUCAUGAUGGCAACUUAAUUGAUUAUCCUGGUGUUUACAUUAAGCUAGAUUUUUUAAAUAAAAAUGAAGCUGAGGAGCUGAUGAAAGCACUUGAGUGUCUUCCUUGGCAGGCUUCACAAAGUGGCAGGAGAAAACAGAACUUUGGACCAAAAUGUAACUUUAAAAAACAGAAAUUACGAUUGGGAAUGUUUGACGGUUUCCCUAGAACAACACAGUUUGUACAAAAGAAAUUUGAGGAAAUACCACUAUUACAUGAUUUUAAAACUGUUGAGCAGUGCACACUGGAAUAUGAUCCUAAACGAGGUGCAUCUAUCGAUCCUCAUAUCGACGAUUGCUGGAUCUGGGGAGAACGCAUAGUGACUGUGAAUGUUCUCGGUGAUUCUGUUUUAACUAUGACUCCUUAUCGAGGUCCGCUAACGCGAUACAAUUUGGACUGUGUUUCCAAUUAUGAUUCCAUUCCGGAGAAAGAUGUUUAUAUUAAUUCGCAAACUGUAAAUAUUGAUGAUAACGUAGUAGUACGAUUACCAAUGCCUGCUAGAUCACUCAUGAUUUUAUAUGGUCCAGCAAGAUAUAAAUGGGAGCAUUCUGUACUUCGACAAGAUGUUACAUCAAGGCGCAUUUGCCUCGCGUAUCGCGAGUUUACAUCUCCAUAUCUCGAAAAUGGGAAACAUUAUGAAGAAGCUUCCGAAAUUUUGAGGCAAGCUUCACUCUUUUGGUGAAGCUAACAUAAAACGGAUUGAACCAAUUGUCGAAUUUAUUUGAUACAAAUUGAUACGAUAAAUUAUUUGGUAAAUAUAUACUAUGUAUUUUAAUAGAAUUAGAAUAAAGGUAUAUUUUACAUUUCGUAUAAAUAUAGUGCAUUAGUAAUAUUAACAUCUUGCGAUAAGCUGUAUAAUAUAUGCAUAAUAUUUUUAGAAGAAUAUUUUUUCUUAGCCAAGCAUAUCUUAAUAAAAGUAUAAAGUGUAAGUAAAGCAUAAAAUUUGAA
Molecule: messenger RNA, 1238 nt
Organism: Linepithema humile (Argentine ant)
Lineage: Eukaryota; Metazoa; Arthropoda; Insecta; Hymenoptera; Formicidae
Product: alpha-ketoglutarate-dependent dioxygenase alkB homolog 4
Biological process (GO): demethylation
Molecular function (GO): demethylase activity; oxidoreductase activity
Source: RefSeq, a predicted model, not a curated record